AUGCCAUGUGGCUAUAUAUUUAAAGCGGUCUUGAUCGGGGAUUGCCAAGUUGGAAAAUCAAAUAUCCUUCUUAGAUAUACAAAGAAUGAAUUCAAAGAGAUAUAUGAUAUGAACAUAGGUGUUAAAUUUGGAGCGAAGAGUUUCAAUAAUAAUGGAGUAGCAAUUCAAUUGUGGGAUACUUCAGGUCAUGAGUCAUCUAUAUCAAUUGUUAGGACUUUUUGAUCAUUUGUUGCAGCUGAAAUCUUUGUUUAUGAUGUCACAAAUAGAGAAAGCUUUGAUCAUUUAGAGGGCUGAGUCUCUGAUGUAACUCUUGGUGCUCCUAGAAAGGACGUAGGAGUUAUAGUAGGUAAUAAAAUUGAUAAAGUAGGAGAAAGAAAAGUUUUAUUUGAAGAAGGCCAAAAAUUUGCAAAUGACCACCAAAUGAUUUAUUUGGAAACUUCAGCUAAAACAGGAUGGAAUGUUGAGAAUUUGUUUAAUUUUGUUUCUGUUCAAAUUUUAACAAAGUUAAGAAAUGGGCUGAUAAGCAUAGAGAAUACAAAAACUGGGAUUGUAUUCCGAAAUAAGUUGGAGAGCAAUUAA
This is a messenger RNA of Blepharisma stoltei, 579 nucleotides long. The record is from the annotation of a GenBank genome assembly. Lineage: Eukaryota; Ciliophora; Heterotrichea; Heterotrichida; Blepharismidae.